AUGCUUGCCUUUACAGUUUUGGAGUUGGGCGGCAUCUGUACCGACAGGCACCCUGACUGCUCGAACUGGGGUGACGCGGGCGAGUGCUCCUCCAACGCCGAAUUCAUGGCCAUCCAUUGCCCUCUGACAUGCCGGGUGUGUGAGUUUGAGUGCACGGAGACCAACGAGCACUGUGCUGGCUGGGCUCGACAGAACGAAUGCGAGAAGAAUGUCCUUUCGAUGAUGCGAGAGUGCCCGAUCCACUGCGGGAUCUGUACGCCCGAGUGCCGGGACACCAAGUAUCAGUGUGCCGGAUGGGCUGACGCAGGCAAGUGCCGCGAGAAUCCAGUCUUCAUGACGCUGUACUGCCCAAGGUCGUGUGGCACGUGCAUGCACGCGUGCCGCGACAAGGACUGGCAAUGCGGCCACUGGGUUCGCACCGGAGAGUGCGGCAGGAACUCGCAGUUCAUGUUCGAGCGCUGUCCUGCGUCCUGUGGCGUCUGUGGCGACGGGCUCAACCAUAACCUCAAGUGCGAGGACAGCAAUAGUACGCAGUGCCAUGUGUGGCAUGACAGUGGCGAAUGCGAGCACAACCCUGCAGCGGUCAUCAAGAGCUGCCCGUACUCAUGUGGCGCGUGCACCCUGAUCUGCAUGGACCAGCACGAGAGCUGCGCGGCAUGGGCGGAGGCGGGCCACUGCGCCCCCGACGCGGAGGUGCAUCAUUCCUUCAUGCUGAGCAAAUGCCCGGCCUCGUGUGGCGUUUGCUCGCAACUUGAUUCCAACUUUGGUGUGGCACACAUGCGCGAGGCGCCUGUGCUCCACAAGUAG
Molecule: messenger RNA, 807 nt
Organism: Emiliania huxleyi CCMP1516
Lineage: Eukaryota; Haptophyta; Isochrysidales; Noelaerhabdaceae
Exons: 2
Coding region: 1-807 (268 amino acids)
Source: RefSeq, a predicted model, not a curated record